Dioscorea cayenensis subsp. rotundata (Guinea yam) is the source of this 982-nucleotide messenger RNA. Its product is annotated as MADS-box transcription factor 50-like. The transcript has 8 exons. Gene Ontology annotation, biological process: positive regulation of transcription by RNA polymerase II. Bases 128 to 778 code for a protein of 216 amino acids. Gene Ontology annotation, molecular function: RNA polymerase II cis-regulatory region sequence-specific DNA binding; DNA-binding transcription factor activity, RNA polymerase II-specific; protein dimerization activity. The record is from RefSeq and is a predicted model, not a curated record. Gene Ontology annotation, cellular component: nucleus. Lineage: Eukaryota; Viridiplantae; Streptophyta; Magnoliopsida; Dioscoreales; Dioscoreaceae.
UUUGUUUUUCUGUCUGUCUGUCUCUCUCUCUCUCUCAAAAGUAGGAGCAUCUGAGAAUUCCUUCUUGCUUUCCAUUUCCGUUGUUUUGUGUAGGGUUGGAGAAGUGGGGGCGGCGGCGGAAAGAACAAUGGUGAGGGGAAAGACGGAGAUGAGGAGGAUAGAGAACGCGACGAGCCGCCAGGUGACUUUCUCGAAGAGGAGGAGUGGUCUUCUCAAGAAGGCCUUCGAGCUCUCCGUGCUUUGCGAUGCCGAGGUCGCCCUCAUCGUCUUCUCUCCCCGUGGCAAACUCUAUGAGUUCGCAAGCUCCAACAUGCAAAAGACUAUUGAUCGUUAUAGAGUUCAUGGAAAAGAUGAAAGCGCUAGAGGAAUUAUGGAACAAAACCUUCAGCAAUGGAGAGAUGAAACCGCAGCCAUAGCAAAGAACCUUGAAGUUGUUGAGGCUUCCAAAAGAAAGCUAUUGGGUGAGAAUCUGGAAUCUUGUUCAAUCCAAGAGCUACAUGAACUUGAAUUUCAGCUUGAACGAAGCUUAUGCAACAUUAGAGGCAGAAGGAAUUCCCUGAUAACUGACCAGAUUGAGAAGCUCAAGGAAAAGGAGAGGAUGCUGCUGGAAGUGAAUGAAUUACUUCGACAAAAGUUUGAGGCACAACCUCAACUGCUUCUUUCUUCUGCUUCAAGAGAUACUCCCUCAGAAGAACAGUCCCCUAACUAUAUUGAUGUAGAAACAGAGCUAUACAUUGGCAGGCCAGGAGAUGCAAAGACUGUUAACUUACAAAGGUGAUCAAAUGCCAUUGGAGUACAAAUUCUUAUUGUAUACAAUUUCAGGCAAAUAAGUGGUGAUCAUGUGCAUAGAUAUAUAUUGAUAAGAACUGUAUUCUGCAGUGAAGUAUAUUAUAUAUUGUCUAGUCUUUGAAAUGAAUUUUCCUUAAAAGAUAAUAUAGAAUAUAAUGUUUAAUUAAAAUCUGUUUUUCUUUUUUCUUUUUCA